AUGAAUUACUUGCGGAGGCGCCUCUCUGAUAGCAGUUUUGUGGCGAAUUUACCCAAUGGUUAUAUGAUGGACCUGCAGCGACCUGACAAUUCAGUCAGCUCGCCAGUGUCCCCGGCCACGGAACGCCGUCAGUCACCGGCCCCCUCCACUGGCAACACGAUCCUCAGCUCCAUCUCCAAUGCCGUCAAGCAGACCACGGCGGCCGCUGCAGGAUUGGUCGACCAAACAGGAACACCAGCUGCCACCAGUCCUACCCCUCCUGCUGUCCGAAAGCCGAAAAUCCUCUUGGUGAUCGAUGACCCUCACACAGACUGGUCCAAGUAUUUUCGUGGCAAGAAGGUUCUGGAAGAAUACGAGAUACGUUUGGAGCAGGCAGAGUUCUCAGAGCUGAAUCUGGCCGCCUACGUCAACGGGGGAUGUAUGAUUGAUAUGCAGCUGAUUCGGAAUGGAACCAAGGUGGUCAGGUCAUUCAAACCAGACUUUGUUCUCAUUCGUCAGCACGCGUACAAUAUGGCCCAAGGUGAGGACUUUCGUAACCUUAUCAUCGGCUUGCAGUAUGGUAGAGUGCCUGCGCUUAAUUCCCUCCAGUCCAUCUACAACUUCUGUAACAAGCCCUGGAUGUUUUCCCAGCUGAUAAAGAUCUCGCACACUCUGAGUCCAGAAAAGUUCCCACUGAUUGACCAGACUUUCUUCCCCAACCACAGAGAGAUGCUCACGAUUCCCAAAUUCCCUGUGGUUGUAAAGAUGGGCCACGCUCAUGCAGGCAUGGGUAAGGUAAAAGUUGAAAAUCAUUACGACUUCCAGGAUAUAGCGAGUGUCGUGGCCCUCGCGAAAACCUAUGCAACCACAGAACCUUACAUUGAUUCCAAGUACGACAUCAGAAUUCAGAAGAUUGGGAACAAUUAUAAAGCAUACAUGAGGACUUCAAUUUCAGGAAACUGGAAAGCAAACACUGGCUCUGCUAUGCUGGAACAAGUGGCCAUGACAGAACGCUAUCGAACAUGGGUGGAUGCCUGUUCGGAGAUGUUUGGUGGCCUGGACAUCUGUGCGGUAAAAGCUGUGCAUGGGAAAGAUGGGAAGGAUUACAUCAUUGAGGUGAUGGACAGCGCCAUGCCUCUCAUUGGAGAAUACAUAGAAGAGGACAGACAGCUAAUAGCAGAACUGGUCAUAGAGAGAAUGAACCAGCUUCUGUCCAACAACCCUGCAGCAUCCCAGCAACAUGCCGGAAUAACUCUGAGCCAGGUCCAGCCUCCUUCGACAAAAACUCCAAUGCAUCCUCCAGCAGGAAACACUUCCCAGCGGGGGCAGACAGCUCAAGCACGUCCACCACCACAAGGAAGCCCACGACAACCGCAGAGUCCCCAGAUACAGCGUUCCAACACGGCGCCCCACCAGAGGCCUUCCCCGCCAGGUCAGCAGUGUCAGAGCCCACAGUCCUCCACAGGCCAGCAGGAUAAAUCACCGGGAUCGGGCUCAGCUUCCCCAAAACAGAUCAGAUCUGCCGGCACCUCUCCCAGCCAGUCAUCCAAGCCAGGAGGCUUCUCUACGCUGCAGGCCAGGCUGCCCACUCAAGGCCAGGCACUGCCUCAGCCAGGGUCGGGGGCAGCAACACCACAGCAGCAACCCAGCGCAGCGCCACAGCCACUGCUCAACAAAUCCCAAUCCCUGACAAACAGCUUCAGUGUUGCUGACACCCCUCAGCACGCCGCUGCCAGUGAAGACGAAGCAAAAGCAGAAACAAUUCGAAACCUGAGGAAAUCCUUUGCAAGCCUCUUCUCUGAUUAACUCUGCGAUAUUUUAAUUUCUCAGUUGGUGGGAUAGAUAUUUAAUGCUGUGGAAAUGCAGGCAACUGCCUAACUUCUGAAAGUUUAAUGGGAAAUGGAGAUGGAAACAUCUGGACUGUAGGAUGCAACCACCCUUACAUGGUUAAGAGGGUGUUUCAUUUCAAUUUGUGGAUAGAAGGCUGUAAAAUGAGGUAUGGUUUUCCAGCCAGGUUGAGGCAAAAAUCCUGGAAUGUCGGGUGUGUGCAGGUGUAACUAUGUGUGGUGUGAAUAAUGUGCACUUUAUCUCGCAAUGCAGUUGUUGAAUGUCUUAUGGAAUGAUGCUACCAAUCAGAGAAUCACCAUUUAUUUGGAAUAAGAAAUAAAACAUUUACAAAAUAGACUGGUAAUGAAUUCCUAAUAACCAAUCUAGUGCAGCCACAGAUCCAUCUAAAUUCCUUCCAUAUUCUCUAAUAUUUCAGUUUUAUGCUGAAUUUGAAAUCCUUUCUAGAAGCCCUAAUUUUAUAUCUCUCCUGAUUCUGUUUCUAUUCAGUCCUGGAUCCUUUUAUUUCUCUUUUUAUAUUAAUUGAUAAUUUUUCUCAGAGAGUACAAUAGAUCUAAAGGAAAAAUAGGCCAAUGCCAUGAUAGCUUUGAUCUCUGGUGUCCCUUUUUAAUUAGGAAAUACCAAAGAAGAAUUUCUCCAGAAUGCAUGGUACUUCAGAAAUGAUUAUCAAUCACGGCAGAAACUCAUCAACAAUUUUCCAUCUCUAUUGAUGUGUCAAACUCUCCAGAUCAGUGGUGGCUUCUUCCAUCUGCAAUUAGCAAUCCCCUAUAGUGUUGCAUUCCCCAUUCAAAUGGAGCUAGACAUUAUCCUCAUUUCGUCUCAUCCAGUCACACCAUCUGGAAUAAUUAAAGUAAAUUCUGAUACUAGUAGUAACACAAGAGAUCAGCAUUGCAAAUUUUGCCCUUACUGUGAUCAGUGAUAAUCAGUCAUAAUUUACUCUGAAAGUUAAUUUAAAGCAACCAGCAAGUUGACAUUACUAUGUUUUUUUUCUCUAUAUAUAUUUCACAAGGAAUGGUAAAAUACUGAACAUCAGUAAAAAUACUAUAGAUGUUGGAAAUCUUAAAAGAGAUCUGGAAACCUUCAGGUUGGACAAUGUCUGUGAAAAAAGCAACAGAGUUAAUUUCUCGGGUUGAAGACCUUUGGAGGUCUUUAACCCUGACAUUAACUCUGUUUCUUCUGCCACUGAUGCUACCUGGCCUGCAUGUGCUUCUCCCAUUUUCUUUCAUAAACUAUUGGACAGUUUCAACUAGCUCCAGCAGGAUAAGACGAUUAAAGGCUUUUGAUUGGGAUUAUCCAUUUCAAAUUGUCCUGGCAAAACUGAGGAAUGAACGUAAGACAUGUUUUAUUUUGUCUUAAAGCAUAGAACACUUAACCAAGAGUAGUUGAGAUAAACCUGAUGGAUCCUUUCAAGCAAAUUGGAUAAUAUUUUGAAGCCAAAUAACAUAUUGAUUAUGGUGAGAGAUUAAGGCAGUGAGAUUACUUUGGAUUGCCCCAACCACAAGCCAAUUAAAGUACACUAAUUCAAUGCUAAAAUUUUAUUUGAUUCAUACAAGUACAAGGCUUCUUUGAACCUUAGAUUUCUUUAAUGCAAAAUAAAUGCAUCACAAACAGUGGAAUCAAACUAGAAGUUAGUAGUUUGAUGUUUGAGUUAUGCAAUAAAAACAUCAAAGCAUUUUGGGGUAUAAAUGUUAACAUUUGGUAAUUGUACAAGACAGGCGAUAUCGUAUUUUCUUUUUCAUAGACUAACCCUGAGUUCAGCUACAAAUCAGUACUGUACAACAAAAAACUAGAUGGGAAGUACUGUCAGGUUUUGAGACUGAUGGGAAAUACCAUAUUGGCAGAUAAUUAAUUCAGGCUUGAUUACAUCAGUAUGACCUUUAGAAAAAAAAACUAUCAUUUCAUAUCCAAAGCAGAAACCCCCAACCAUAUGAUGGAUCUAAUGCUUUGCACACAAAAUUAUUUCAAAUGCUUAGAAGAGGUUUUUCAUUGUUGACUGUUAACAGUUAGCAUAAGGAAAUAAAACUGCAAAAUGAUCACAUGGGAUAGUUGUUGCAGAGCCCUUAAUGUAUAACAAAAUUAUCAGCAGGAAACCAAAUUGCUAGGUCAGAGGUUCCCAACCUGGGGUCCAUGGACCCCUUGCUUAAUGGUGUUGCCCCAUGGCAUAAAAAAUGUUGGGAACCCCUAUGUUAUUUUACUCAUCUUGUUUAGAUUUACGUCCUAUAAUAGCUGCAAUGCAAUAGACUUCAAGCCUUUUUGAAGUAUUGCUUCAUACUAGGCAGGUUUGUAUAUAGUCUUUAUUUUACUUCAGUAGAUUAAAACAACAAUAUCAUUGAGAGAUACAAGAUCCGCUGAAAAGGAUUGGCAAGGUAGAUGCUAUAUGGCUGUUUCAUCCUGGAUAGACAGUCUAGAAUCAGAGGCAAUAAUCUCAGGAUAAAGGGUUGACUAUUUAGGACCAAGCUGUCCUAAUUUCAAUUCCAUAUGAAAUUUCUUGAUGUGUAUACCCAGUAUAUUUAAAGCUGAGUUCAAUAUGUUUGAAAGCUAAGGGAAACAGAUAAUGAAAAUUGGCUAGGCAGGGUGGGAGAAUCAGGUGGCAAAUUAAACUUCAAGCACACUACUAACCCUGCUCUUAUUGAAUGGUGGAACAGGGACAGGAGAUGCUCUUGUUUCUACAGCACUUCCUUUGUCUGAUCAUCAUGGGAAGCAUUUUAAGUUGAUGCACUAAUUCAAUUUCUGAUGAUCCAGAACCUAAUACUCAUUCUCUUGCCCAUUUGACCUCCUUUGAGAUCUGAAGAGAAAGAUGUAAUGCAUACAAUUCAGUAACCCACUGGUGCCACUAAUUGUCUGGGCCAGGCUAAUGUUAAUAACUUCCUGCUGCCUUUUUCUUUUCCUUUAAAAGCCUGCAUUCACGCACAUACUCCCCACGGUCGGUGUCUGUAUUCUGCUCAUUCGUCAGCUUCAUUCUAUGCGCCCUUGUACCCUAUUUUUCUGACUGAUUCAGGGCCCUAUUAAAACUGUUUUCUACUUCAAAUGAAUACUCCCAGCUGACUCAGAUGUCAAUUCCAGGACAAAUUUGCACAGAUAUAAUCCUGAAGGAGCUAUUCAAAAUGGCUGUCCUCAUGGGGAAAUCUUUCGUCCAGAGUUCUCCAGAUAAUUGAAGUUCCAGGGAGCAGUGAAAGAAGAUUAAGAAGUUUGCUGAAGAGGUAGAAGGGAACUGGAAUAGUGGGGAGAAAGUAAGUGGAGAUGAGAAACUGAAGAACAUAAAGAAGGGUGGGUGGGAGGAAGAGAAUCUUUUGCAGAAUUACCUGAAUGCUGUACGCAGUUUGAUUUGGGACUGAGUUGAUAAAUUAGUAACUUUGUUGAACUUUGGGGAUUCCCUAUGGAAGUAGGACUCUUGGUUUUCCAUUGAUAAAAUGAAUUCUGAAACUCAAUGCAAACUGAUCAAAUCUGAAGAUAAUAUCACACUAGAAAGGACAGUAAAAUGGCCAUAUAAAAUUCAGUUGGUCAAAGAAGGUAGAAUAUGGCAAAUUGAUAAUAUUCCAAAGAAUCAUGAAGAGCUGCAAAUCUGAAGGAAGAUUUGAUGAUGCAUGGUACUCUUAUGAAUAAAGAUGAAGUUACACCUCCACCUUCUGUCAAGAAGGCUUUAAAGGCCUCGGCUUCCUUCUGCAACAAAGAUCCAACCAAAACGCCUUUCCACUAGUUGGAACUUGUUCUUACCAUGAACAGCUUCUCAUUUCCCUACUCUCACUUCCGAUAAAUCAAAGGUGUAGCGUUGGUCACUCACAUGGGCCCUAGCUAUGCCUGUCUCAGUUUUGGCUACAUGGAACAAUCCUUUUACAAACUCUCUCUGGUACCACUCCCCAACUCUCUCUCCAGCUGCUUCCUGCACCUAUGUAACACUUACCAGUUUUAUCAUCUUUGCUACUAAUUUCCCACUCUCAAGUUCACAUAGACAGUUUCUAACACUUCUCUCUCUUUUCUGAAUCAAUCUGUCUCCACUUCCAAAGAUAAGUUAGCCACUGACAUUUGCCAGGAACUCAUUGACUCCAUGGCUAACUGUUCUUCUCACCCGCUAGUACACCUUUACUCACCCCGUCUCUUGUAAGGAUACCAUCCUUUUCUCCCAAUUUCCAUCUUCUCUAUCUUCGCUUCAACUUCCCACAAGAUAAGGCAUUCCAUUCCAGAACAUCUGAAAUGUCUUCCUUUUUCUGGAAAUGUGGCUUGAUGAACCCCUUGCAUUUUCUCCAUUUCCUAGACUUUUACUUUCAACCAAUUUUCAAUCAGACAGACCAAAGACGGAGCUCCCCUAGUCCUCACCUUUCAUCCCACUGCCUUUUGCAUCCAGCUCAUCAUCCCUCAUAAUUUCUGAUGAUGUGCAACAUGACUCCACCCCACCAGCCAGAUUCCUUUCUGCCCUCUGUAGGGUCCACUCCCUCUGUGACUCCCUGGCCUGUCGUCCACCCUUCCCUGAACCUGCAACUACAAGAGAAGCAAGACUUUGCCAUUACCACCUGACUUGAACUCAUGAGCACCUCUUCCGAACUUGUCUACUGUUUCCGGUGCUCCAGAUGUGGCCUCAUAUUGGUGAGACCAAACACAGAUUAGGUGAGCUGUUUGCAGAGCACUGACUCUCUGUCCUGAGUUCCUAGUUGCAUGCCAUUUCAAUUUCUCUCUCCACUUGUGAUGGUUCUUGCACCCCACCCUUCUGGUCCCACUUUUCCAUACCACACCUGCAACCAGCCUCCCAUCACCCAUUUUUGACUUCUUCCACUUCUGCUUCCAUCAACCAUGUACCUCACCCACCAGAUACCCCCUGUAUUGCCUGGUUCUGGUUCCUUGUGCUUUAUACCUCUCCCCUAAUGUUUCUGAGUAUCACCUUUCUUAUCAGAGUACACCUUUGUGUCUCUGCUUAUCACCCUCCAUUUGAUUUCUACACCUCCAUGCUCUCCUCCCUACACCUGGCUCCAUAAACCUCCAAAGCAUGGAGAUGGCCCUUACCAAAACUGUCAGUGACUUUAGGUUCAGCAUUGUUUCCAACAAAGUCUCAGAUCUAAUUCUUCUACGUCGAAGUGCUGCCUUAGACACAAUUGACCACAACAUCUUCCUGGAGCACCUUGAGAACUGGGUCGGCCUCUCUGGUACUGCCCUUAAUUGGUUUUGUUCAUAUAUCUUAGAGAGAAAGUUUUUUGUUUGCCUUGGAAGCCAAUUUUAUAAGAGAUACGAUGAUCCUUUUGGUGUUGCUCAGGGAAGCUGUCUUGGUCCAAUAUUCUUCUCCUUACACAUGCUCCUAUAGGAAUCAUCGUUAGAGAGCACCUGCUUGAUUUCCACAGUUAUGUACAUAAUUGUACAUCUCAGUUGAGCUUAUGAUAACAACCUAUCUUUUCUGACUUUCAGUUUGGCUGCAAUAAACAAAUUAAUGAUCAAUAAUUUCCUUAAACUAAAUGAAGAUAAAACUGAAAUACUUCUGGUUGGUCCCAAAGUCAAAAGAGAUGAACUUCUCGAUAUUUGUCUCCCCCCUGUAAAAUCAGAAGUAACAAGACUGGGAAUUAUUUCAAAGCCUGAGACUUUUAAAUCCCACAUAGAGAAAGUGACCAGAACAGCAUUCCUACAUAAGAUAUAUUGCAAAAGUAUGUCCGCUUCUGCCACAUGAUGGUGCUGAAAAACUUAUUUGCACCUUUACAUCGAAUAGACUAGAUUACUGCAAUCUACUUUUUACUGGCCUUCCAAAGCAAACUAUUGACAAACUUCAACUCAUUCAGAAUGCCGCUGCUAGACUUUUAGCUAAAAAUAGGAUGAGGGAGCAUAUCACUCCUGUCCUAGCUACUCUUAAUUGGUUCCCUGCAUUUUUUAGAAUUGAUUUUAAAAUUCUCUUACUUGUCUUCAGAGCACUUAAUGGUCUGAGGCCAGAAUACAUCACAAAAUCAUUUACAUUCUAUAACUCUGCUUGAACUCUCAGAUCUUCAUCCGCUGGUCUCUUAAAUUUAAACAAAAGAUAAUUGGCAGGUCAGCUUUUUUGAACUAUGCUCCUGAACUGUGGAAUUCAAUACUUAAAACUACAAGGGAUUCAGACCCAUUUGACACUUCUAAAUCCAUCUCAGAUUCUAUUGUACUUACUUAACCCUUCUUUUAAGUCACAUCUUUUUGUCUUUUAUGUCCAUGGCAUUUUAUCACAUUAUAAAGUACAUCGCCUUAUGAAAAGGACUCUAUAAAUAAGUUAUUAUCUAUAGUCCACCUGCCACUGUCUCCAACUCCAACCCCCCUCCUACCCCUCCCCUUCCCAUUUUUGCACCUCCUUCCCAUCCUUCACCCUCUGUCUACUAAUCACAUUUUGCCCCUGUCCCACAACCGACUCCACACCAUCCCCUUUAUAUUGGCUCCUCUCCAAUCUCCAACCUCAGUCAAAUAACCAUAUUGUUCUGCUCACCAGCAAAUGAAAUGUAAUUUAAAUACUUGAGAUUGUAAACAGUCGACGUGCCAGCUUGUACUCCUUCCCCUCCCACCAGCUUCUUACUCUGGCUUGUUCCCCCUUCCUUUCCAAUCUUGGCCUGAAAACGUUUGCUCUUGUACAGGUGCUGCCUGAUCUGCUGGUUUCCUCCAUCAUUUUGUGUAUGUUGUUUAGGUCCCUAGUCAGUUAAGUGGAAAGGGAAGCACCAAGGUGAUCUUGUAGGGAUGCAGGAAAUAGCAGAUAACCUGGUAAAAUUAUCUUGGUAUGUUGUAAAUUGAGCUGCGAGUGGAAAUGGAGGGAUUAUGUCAAACUAAAUAAUAAUUGUCAGACUGUAAUUAAGGAAUUCCAACCGAGAAAGGGUGAUAAAAGUUUAGGAUAAACUUAUAAAUACAAUGCCAAUAGAAAUAUUAGAAUAAUUUAAGAAAGAGUUAGAAGCUGCAAUGGAUGGUGUUAGGAUGCAUCAGAGUGUAUUAACGAAUGAAAAAAAUAGCUUUCUCAUUAAUCUACAAUAUUUCUUGACAAGUAGCUUAAACUAGCUUCCAAAAAGCAUGUGCUGAGCUUCACUUAACUCACCUUAAUCUUUAUCAAUAUGUUUCAAAUGGUGCAUCAAAAGAGCACCCUCUUACAGGCAAUGUGAUAGCGAUAGAAAGACCAAUUUCUUUAUCACACAACCUGGCACAAGCACAAUAGCACAAGCCUGUAAUAUUGGGUAUGCAGAUUCCAGCAAUCAUGAAACAAAAUAUAGAUGAUUACUGCGGAAGCAAGUACAUAAAUGCAUUGUAAAAAUUACAAAUUUUAUAAGUUCAAAAAUCAGGAAAAUUAUUUUCACUAACAUUUCUCUUUUUUGGCAAUGUGAGGGGAACUAUGAGUUUAUACUCCACUUUGAAAUUUAAAAUAAUAAUAUAUUAAACAGUUAAAUGUAUAAAUCCAGCAUGUGUCAUUAAAAUAAUGGGAAUAGACUGUGAGCAGUAGUCAAAACCCAUCAAUAGUUCAAGGCGUAAUCCAAGCUAUCAGAAGGGUAUUUGAAGUGAGUUCAAAUAAAUAGGAUUCUCUCUACUAUUUGUCAUUUCUAAUUGUAGCAUGUCGAACAGAUCCUCGUAACAAUUGCUGGCUGCCAGAGGAUCAUCUUAAAUGUUUACUUUUCAUUGUUUUGCAAAUAAACAUCUCCCAAAACAUGUCGACAGAAAACCAACAGUGGCUCAGUGAGUCAAACUUGCAUGAUUGUCUUACAAUCAAAGUGCUGGCUGUUGUUUUUGUGAUGUAAUGCUUAUAUUAAAUUGUUUUUCCACCAUCCUUCACUGGAAACCAUUUUUGUCUGACUUCAGUUCCUCAAAGUAAAUGAUUGCUCCCUUGCUGUGAACCCAGACAGCUGGUCUUGGUUGGCUGUUUUCUCAAGAAGCUUCAACGAUUGGUAGGAAUAUUACAUACCUUCCACAUCCAGGACCCAAUUAUUAACUAAGGAGAAUAUCUUGGUCAUACACACUGGAUUCAAUGAUGAAGUACAACCUAUUGGAACGACAUCCCCCUGUAAGGUGCCACUUUACCAGAUUUAACAUUCAUCUCUGGGAUAUUGCUAGAAGCAACCCAGGAGAAGAGCCACAAUGAUAUUGAAAAAUUCCUGAUUUUUUUUUACAUUUUCAUUUGCCAGUAUUUGGAUAGUGGACAUGGGAUAAGUUGUUGUUUUUAAUAGUCAGAUAUCAUUGUUGAAUGGAAUUUCUUCUCUAAUCAGUUUGUGAAGGCAGGGAGGGUGGACGCUCAGCAGCAGGAUUGUAGGGUUGAGUUUGAUGACGUAUCUAGAAAUACGCUUUGUCAGAGUUGGAAGCUCACAUUCUGUGGAAGUCACCAGCCCGGGAAAUGAAGGUAACUCCCUUCUUUACUGAUGAUCCUCACUUUCUAAUAUAAUCGGUUAAACAAAUGGUUCAUUUUUGGUUUACUUGAUCGCUAUCAGAUUUAUCUAUUUUUUGAGAAGAUGUUCUUUUAGAUUAUCUAUACAUCACCCACCCUUGGCCAGAAUUAUUGGCCAGACAACUUGCUCCUGGGUCCUUCUUUAUCUCACCCUUCCUGCAGUGAUGUGGCUCAGACCUGCAUGUCUGAAGUGGGUGACAGAUACUUCUGAUAACAAUAAUGUACAGGCUUCAUGCGACUACAUUUUAACUUCUCAGAGUCAACAAAAGUGCCUAUCAGAGGCAAAGGGUUAUAUAGAUUUAUUUAAGAAAAUUCGGUUCAAUCACAGCAUUAAGACUAAUGCAAUUUUUACAGAAAGUACUGAGACAAGAGUUCACAUCCAUUCUGUGUUCCACUGUACUGCACUUAGGCAGAAUAUUGAAAUGUACUGACCGUUAUUUACCCUCCAUUCCUCUGUUGUGGAUGGUAUUGAAACAUAGAUUCAUAUUUACAUUCUUAUUGUGUCAUAUUCCUGUUGGAUUUCUACAAAUCGUUCAGUGGUUAUGCUAUAAUUUAUUCUUGUGAAGAGGAAGAAUGUUAUAAGUGACCUCCAUGUUGUUGUAGUGUACUAAAUUAAGUGUGAUAAUUGUUUCUUUUAGAAAUAAAGUUAAUGUUUUGUGCUCCA
Messenger RNA from Hypanus sabinus (Atlantic stingray), 10835 nucleotides. RefSeq names its product synapsin-3-like. Gene Ontology annotation, molecular function: ATP binding. Bases 1 to 1785 code for a protein of 594 amino acids. Gene Ontology annotation, cellular component: synaptic vesicle; synaptic vesicle membrane. NCBI's taxonomy places the organism in Eukaryota, Metazoa, Chordata, Chondrichthyes, Myliobatiformes, Dasyatidae. The transcript has 13 exons. Gene Ontology annotation, biological process: neurotransmitter secretion. The record is from RefSeq and is a predicted model, not a curated record.